AGCAUCAGGGUGCGCAUCUUGUCUAGAUUACAGAUUGGCGAGACAAUUACAGCUUCACCGGCAGUCUAUGGCUUGUCUAUUGCUUGUCUUCCAGAGUAUUUCAUCAAACACUACACUAGCUCCCCGGGGUUUCCCAAAAGUUCCCAAAAGUUCCCGCAUGGUUCAAACAACCAAAUCGGGGAUUUGCACGGGCAAUCCCUUGCGGCACAGAAGUAAUCCGGCAGCAGCAUCGCGCUCGCUUGCAAACACGCGCAGCCAAAUUAUGGGUCUAUGUUUCCGGAGGAUCACUGAUAUGAUUACUUGUUAUUGGACGCCACAUCAGCCGACGACGAACGAUGUUUCGUUAGGCAUACGGCACAGCUAUGUCCCACCCUGCUCGAUCCGUGGGUACAAAAUCCGCUUCGAAAGCUUCCAGCCGCAUUCAGAGCCAAAAAUAUGGUGGGAGAGGCUCUGAGAAAGACCCCACAAUCCGAUCCCCGCCAUAGUUCAGCCAAUAAGUCCGACUGCUUAUUUC
Molecule: messenger RNA, 514 nt
Organism: Truncatella angustata
Lineage: Eukaryota; Fungi; Ascomycota; Sordariomycetes; Amphisphaeriales; Sporocadaceae
Exons: 3
Coding region: 68-454 (128 amino acids)
Source: RefSeq, a predicted model, not a curated record